AGUCGGCUACGAUAGCUUAGGGAAUGAUGAUAAAUAUAAAACUAUAUUUUUACAUAUCGCAUGUUUAUUCGAUGGUGAAGAAGAGGAUCGGGUCAUUCAGCUACUUGAUAAUCGUAACUGUGAUAUUAAAUAUGGACUUGGUGUCCUUGUGGAAAGAGCUCUUGUAUAUAUAUCAAGCGACAAACGUGUUAUGAUGCACCAUCUGCUACGAAAAAUGGGCAGAGAAAUAGUUCGUAGGCAAUCUGUUCACGAGCCUGGGAAACGUCAAUUCCUUAUAGAUGCUCAGGAGAUUUAUGACGUUCUUGCUGAUGAGACUGGUACAGGAAGUGUGUUAGGCAUAUCGUUCAACAUGUCUGAGACUAGCGAGUUGUACCUAGGAGAGGGAGCCUUCAGUGGGAUGCAUAAUCUCCAAAUUCUAAGAUUCUAUAAACAAUGGUCCGAUAAGGCCAGGCUGCAUUUACUUGAAGGUUUGGAUUGUUUGCCUCUACCUCGUAAACUUAAGUUGCUUCACUGGGAAGCAUGUCCUAUGAAGCAUAUGCCGUUUCGGUUUCGUCCAGAAUGUCUCAUUGAAAUCAACAUGAAAGAGAGCAAACUUAGGAAGCUAUGGGAAGGAGUCCCAAUGCUUAGAAGUCUAAAGAAAAUGGAUUUGAGUUAUUCCAUUAGUCUGGAUGAACUUCCUGACCUUUCAGAGGCAAUAUUUUUGAACCAUUUGGAUUUGCGGAAUUGUGAAAGCUUGGUUAGGCUUCCUUCCUCUAUUUGGAAACUCGGUUGGUUAAAGUUCUUACACCUUCACUACUGCAUAAACUUAGAGCCUCUUCCAGCAAACAACGCAUUGUCCUCUCUAAGCUACCUCAGCAUUGGCGAAUGCUCGAAAAUUGUGGAUUUUCCGGAGAUUUCUAGUUCUAUUGAACGUCUCGAUGUGUCCUUUACUGCAAUAGCAGCAGUGCCUCCAUCAGUUGAGAACUGGGAUUGUCUUCGUAAGGUGGAAAUGAUUGGUUGUGAAAAUAUAACAGAGUUCCCACGUUUUUCGUAUACUGUCACUAAGUUACAUCUGCAAUCCACAGGAAUAAAAGAAAUUCCUCCGUGGAUCUCGGAUCUCUAUGAGCUCAAAGUAUUGUCGAUGGCCUUUUGCACAGAGCUGGGAGAGAUCUCUCCAGAGAUUUGCGAGUUAGGAAAACUCAAAUCACUUAAUUUCAAAGGUUGCUACAACGUAAGGGAGUUCCCUGCAGAAAUCUUUCAGAGCUUCUGUAUAUGGCAUGAGUUGGAGUUGACAUUGGUGGGCAUUGGCGAGAACAGUUUGCCUACAUAUACACCUGAGGAGACCGAAGAUUUCCCCUUAAGGCUGUAUCUGUCUGAGAAUGACUUUGUCAGUAUUCCAGAUUCCGUCGUGCAGAAGGUACAAUACCUUUGUCUUAGAGACUGCAGAGAACUUGAGUCGCUGCCAGAGCUUCCCGACUCGCUGUCAGAACUGUACGCAGAUAAUUGUGUGUCUCUUGAAAGAUUAUCUCAGUCUUCUCGCUCACCUCAUGAUCCAAAGCUCAUCCUCAGUUUCAUCAACUGCUCGAAUCUGGAUGAAGAAGCGUGUGAACUAGUCAUCAAGCAAUGGGCUUGCGGGUAUGCAGUUCUACCUGGUAGUGAAGUGCCUUACUGCUUUUCUCACCGAGCUAAUGGAAGUUCUCUAAUCAUCCAUUUAAACCCGGGGAAUUUAUAUGGAUCCUUGAGAUUCAAGGCCUGUGUUGUUCAUUCCCCGGGAGAUGAGCUCGAUGAUGUGCCUUUUCGUAGUUUUCAAAUAUCUUGUUACGUAAGAGGCAGGCAUUCCACCACUGUCUAUAAAUGGCCAGAGAUAGAUGUGGAUAAAUCAAAUGAUCCGCUUCUGGAGGAUCAUCUGUUUAUAUUUAACUCUUACUUCACCCUAGAUGGAGACAACAUCCCUGAAAGCGAGAUGCUUUUUGAUUUCAGAUGCUUGGGGAUGAAAGUAUAUCCGGACACCGUAUCCUCCAAUAUAUUGGAAUGUGGUGUACAACUCUUGGAGCCUUGUUCUUGCAAAUACGACAGGCACAGCUCACCCCGAGGUAUCGACUAUUCCUCUCAAGGACGAUGAAGGCAACAACAAGAACAUUUCAGAGACAGGGAAAACCAAUAAACGAGAGAGGUCAAGUGAUGCAGAGGGACUAGAGAAGACGAGCAAAAAUCUGAGACUCAGCAACUGAGAAAUAUGGGCGAAAAUCUGAAGAGACCCACAUUGAUGCUUCGUGUGUGUUAUUUGAUGUUAUGUGUGAGUCUAAUUUAGUUCAUUAAAAGCUUGCACUGUGCUGAUUGAUGGUUGUUAAAUGUUGAUGUGUGUGAAAAGUGACAAAACUUGAUAUUAAAGGAAGGAAGCGCACUGUGUCUAGUUGGUUUUGGGAGGCAAAGUAUGACGGCUGCAGGAGCUGAUUCUGGAAACGGACUAUGAAACAUUCUGAUGUUGACAGACCAGUUCUACAUUGGCGAGUUUUAUGUGGCACUAUGUGAUUGUUAUCUAUGAUGCAAUGUAUCUUAAAUUGUUACACUUUUGGUCGAACACGCUUGUAUUUGUGUUCGACCAAGUUGUUCUUCAGUUCUCGCAUUUGCUUAUGUGUUUGUAUCAGUUUCCUCUGUGUGCAUUUGUAAAAAAAUGCUUUUUCAAAACUUGUCAUCCGGCACUAGUCCGAUGGUGAAACUGUUUCAGGACCUUUUCUAUUCAUUUUGCGAUUCCCAUCGACUGUUUAAAAAUGCUUUUUUCAAGCGUUGUAAAAAAAUUCGUUUGAUUCUUAAAUUGUUUCAAUUGUUGAUGACUACGGCAUGGUUUCCUAGUCGUCAACCAAUUCCUGAUUAAUGGCUUGUUGAUGUGUACGUUGGUUUUUAUGGACUUCAGAAGUUGCAAAAUUGAAAUUUGAUUUCGAAUGCUUAUUUGGUAGUAGCCCUUGACUUAACAAGAAUCAAUCUUUAUUUCCUUUCAGAGAAACACAAACAUAGCAGCAAAUCCAAAAGAUGCCAUAUCACAAACAAUAUGCAUCAAAACUAACUUCGACUAAAUAUUUUUAUAAGAAAAAGUAAUCAAAGCAAAA
This is a messenger RNA of Brassica napus (rape), 3086 nucleotides long. RefSeq names its product disease resistance-like protein DSC2. Gene Ontology annotation, biological process: defense response. Bases 191 to 2101 code for a protein of 636 amino acids. NCBI's taxonomy places the organism in Eukaryota, Viridiplantae, Streptophyta, Magnoliopsida, Brassicales, Brassicaceae. The record is from RefSeq and is a predicted model, not a curated record. The transcript is spliced from 3 exons.